Pseudo-nitzschia multistriata is the source of this 1111-nucleotide messenger RNA. Lineage: Eukaryota; Bacillariophyta; Bacillariophyceae; Bacillariales; Bacillariaceae. The record is from the annotation of a GenBank genome assembly.
CGUGGGCCAGUUGUGUGUAUGGUAGUUUGAUUAGUCCAGUCUAAGUAGUUCAUUCCGGUCCGUUCCCGGGAAAGUUCGAAUCGAUAAGCAUUCUCUUCCUCAGGAAUUGGUUGUGUGCUGUACUGUAUGGGUUUUGGGGGAAGGCUAGGUCCGUGGCGAGAACGCAAACGCUAUGGACGCGUGACAAAUUGUCCAUCGCCGUUCUGUUCCGCUCUGCGGUGCAAUACUGUACUCAUCGCGCCAUUCACCUGUUUAGAAGAGAGCAUCUCCGGUGACCCAGUUGUGGUGGAUCAUGCCACCGAUCGCAAGCAUAGCCAGGCGUCCGUUCUUCAAUUCCUUCAGCUUCAUGUCGUUCAUCUCGUCCUCGGUCUUUCCGACAGCCAAUCCCAUAGGGUCGAAUCCCAAGUUGCCCGGUUCGCGGUCGGGGUCCGAAAACAUGGUCUCCAUGGUUACGUUUCCCUUGUUGGUCCAGAAUUCGAGGACUCCCAUCCAGAAGACAAUCUGGAGCAUGGCCGAGGCUCCGACAACGGUGGGAGCCAUGUUGGAAUCAUCGACGUGUUCGUAGCCGGGGAUGGUCAUGAACUGUUGCAUGGUGAAUCCAACGGUGGCAAGCAUAGAGGCACGUCCGUGCUUGAUCUCGGCUUCCCGGAGCCACUUCAUGUCAAAGGUAUCGGAAAAUCCGAGGGGGUCGAAUCCGACGUCACCGACCCAUCCCUUCAGCUUUUGGGGUCGUGUCAGGUAGGGAAGGGAUUUCGACAUCUCCGCGUUGAGGGCGGUGGAUUUCGUUGCGGCAUUCUAGGGAUUGGAUUUUGGUUGGAAUGGGUUGCGUUGCGUUGCAUGUCGGCGGUGCACAGCGAGAAACACGAGCAGAAGUGCGGGACAUCACGAAGAAGGAGAAGAACGAGAGAGCACAACAGAUAACAAAGAAAACAGGAGCAGAAUCGAUCAGAAUAUUGUUAUUGAAAUCGAGAUUUUGCACGCAAAGUGGGGUGCACUAUCCAGUGACUUGGCCAACGAUUCGGACCCAUCACUUCCGCCAAGGAAGUGCGACCUUGUUCGGCCCGCUAUGGAAAUAGCAUCGUAUCGAAUCGAAUCAAAUUGAAUCUUUUUC